This is a messenger RNA of Ctenopharyngodon idella (grass carp), 2768 nucleotides long. RefSeq lists its product as uncharacterized. NCBI's taxonomy places the organism in Eukaryota, Metazoa, Chordata, Actinopteri, Cypriniformes, Xenocyprididae. The coding region runs from base 594 to 2768 and encodes 724 amino acids. The record is from RefSeq and is a predicted model, not a curated record. Gene Ontology annotation, molecular function: GTP binding. The transcript has 3 exons.
ACAUCUCUCUCACAAUACUUAUACAUAAAACAGUAAGCUUCAAUGAACAAUAUCGUAUGAGAACAGUUGUGUACGUUGCUAAGAGUGUUGUACAGUGAUACACAGAACCGUCGGGUGAAUCAGUCAUAGCUGUGUUGUAUCUAUCCACCUUAUUCCUGACGACCCUACUGUGUUUUGAAUUAUGGGUGGAACUUCCGGUUUGGGGAACUUCCAUUCAAAAAGAUCAAAACAAAUCUUUCAAAUCAUAAGGUUGCCGUACAAAUAAAGCUUAUCCGUCAGUUUGACUAAAUUAGCUGUCAAUUUUUCUUUCAUGUUUUAAUAGACCUCACAGUUAAUGAGGUCACAGGUGUAUGUUUGUAGAGUAAUUUACAACGGCUUUGAACGCGGCUCAACCAAUCAGAAUCAAGGGCCGGAACUAUCCGUUUUAUAAAUAAUUAAAUCCUGAUCAAUAUGUAAAAUUACUGUUUAUUUUUUUAAUUUUUUACUUAUUUUUUUACAAUUUAUUUCCAUUCAUGGUUUCAAAUAAGCAAUACUGUUUAUAAAAAUGGUAGAGAUAUAGAAUAUAGCUGAUUUUCUGAUUUCUUUUUUUUACAAUGCAAGUAGCUUUGAUUAUUCAAUCCUAUAUUCAAGGCUAUAUCAUUUUGGCAAAAAUGCUCAAGAAAAAGCAUUGUCCUGUUCAUGAACUCAUGCAUCUAAAUUACCAUUUAGCCUACAUCUGUUUUGUUUUUGAUACAGCAUCAGAAGGAGGAGGGAUACCCAGACAGAUCACAACGGUCACAACAUUCACUCUUGAUCUUGAUUUCACUUGCCAUUUAUCCAGACGGAUUGUUCUACUGGGUAAAAGUGGAGUUGGGAAGAGUGCAGCUGGAAACACAAUACUGGGACGGAGAGAGUUUAUAUCUGAGAUGAGUACUAGUUCAGUAACCCGUGAAUGUUCAGAAGCUCAAGUCACUGUUUCAGGCAGAUCUGUGUCUGUAGUUGAUACUCCUGGAUUCUUUGACACACAGAUGAAACCUGAAGAGUUAGAGAAAGAGAUAGCGAGAAGUGUUUAUAUAUCCAGUCCUGGACCUCACGCUUUUCUCAUUGUUCUGCAUGGAAAUGACAGAUACACUGAACGGGAACUGGCGAUUCCUCAGAUGAUUGAGAUGUUGUUUGGUCAGGAGGUAUUAAAAUACUCCAUCAUUCUCUUCACUCAUGGCGAUCUGCUUGAAGAAGAGACAGUAGAGGAGAUCAUUGAGUGGAACAGUGAUUUAAGACAUCUAGUUGAUCAGUGUGGAGGCAGAUAUCAUGUCUUCAACAAUAGAGAUCAGAAUAACAGAGAGCAGGUGAAUGAUCUACUGCAGAAGAUUGACACAAUGAUAGAGCAGAAUGGAGGAGGACACUACAGCAAUCAGAUGUUUGAAGAUGCUCACAGAUUCAGACGAGAGGAAGAAGAGCAGAGACAGAGAGAGGAAGAAUGGAGAAAACAACAGGAGGAGAUUGAAAAUGUCAGAAUGCAGAAUAUCAGAACAGAGUGUGAAGCUCAGAGAUCUGAUCUAGAAAGACAGAGAGAGGAAAAAUGGAUAAAACCACAGGAGAAUGAGAGAGAUAGAAAGGAGAAAGGUAGAACAUUUUACAAAGCACAAAGUCACAGUGGAUUUGAACAAUAUUAUAGAAAGAAUAAGCUUAAGUUCAGUUUUUUAGUUUUUGUAAUUGGUGUUGGAGCAGUUUGUGGUGCUUUUCUUGUUGGAGCUGUUGGAGCUGUUGCUGGGCACGCUGGUGCAGCUGUUGUAAGUACAGCUGUUGGCAAGACUGUUGGUGUUGUUGGUACAGCUGUUGGCAAGACUGUUGGUGUUGUUGGUACAGCUGCUGGCAAUACUGUUGGUGUUGUUGGUACAGCUGUUGGCAAGACUGUUGGUGUUGUUGGUACAGCUGUUGGCAAGACUGUUGGUGUUGUUGGUACAGCUGUUGGCAAGACUGUUGGUGUUGUUGGUACAGCUGUUGGCAAGACUGUUGGUGUUGUUGCUGCUGGCAAUACUGUUGGUGUUGUUGGUACAGCUGUUGGCAAGACUGUUGGUGUUGUUGGUACAGCUGUUGGCAAGACUGUUGGUGUUGUUGGUACAGCUGUUGGCAAGACUGUUGGUGUUGUUGGUACAGCUGCUGGCAAGACUGUUGGUGUUGUUGGUACAGCUGCUGGCAAGACUGUUGGUGUUGUUGGUACAGCUGUUGGCAAGACUGUUGGUGUUGUUGGUACAGCUGCUGGCAAUACUGUUGGUGUUGUUGGUACAGCUGUUGGCAAGACUGUUGGUGUUGUUGGUACAGCUGUUGGCAAGACUGUUGGUGUUGUUGGUACAGCUGUUGGCAAGACUGUUGGUGUUGUUGGUACAGCUGUUGGCAAGACUGUUGGUGUUGUUGGUACAGCUGCUGGCAAGACUGUUGGUGUUGUUGGUACAGCUGUUGGCAAGACUGUUGGUGUUGUUGGUACAGCUGUUGGCAAGACUGUUGGUGUUGUUGGUACAGCUGUUGGCAAGACUGUUGGUGUUGUUGGUACAGCUGCUGGCAAUACUGUUGGUGUUGUUGGUACAGCUGUUGGCAAGACUGUUGGUGUUGUUGGUACAGCUGUUGGCAAGACUGUUGGUGUUGUUGGUACAGCUGUUGGCAAGACUGUUGGUGUUGUUGGUACAGCUGUUGGCAAGACUGUUGGUGUUGUUGGUACAGCUGCUGGCAAGACUGUUGGUGUUGUUGGUACAGCUGCUGGCAAUACUAUUGUGUUUCUAAUUAGGAAUUAA